CCCUAGCGUUACAGAUUUAUUCGUUUUAUUUAAAAACAAGCAUCUACAUAAGGUUCACAUGAUCUCACAGUGUUGCGCUUAAAUACAUCCAGUAUUCACAUGAAUUUUGAUAGAGAGAUUGUGAUGAAUAGCUCGUGUUUUAACAAUCAUUUCUUGUACAAAUUCACUUCGAAGAAAAGCGUCUGUUUUAGCAAAACAUACAACAACAGACCGUUAAGUUGUUCCUUCAUUAAACAAAAAGCUACAAAAAUGUAUUUAAAAAUGCUAAAUGUUAAUUCAUAUUAAUUAAUUAAAUAUUAAGAUUAUUGCUUAAUCCAACUGUUUUAUGACCGAUAAACAUUGAUAUCGGGCUACACACAGGGCUCGUUUUCAUGACAUCGACGUCUGAAUGUGAAAGCCAGAUAAAGUAGGCAAUACAGAAUAUAAACAAAAGAAGAGUUUCGCUUUCUGUUCGUUAAACAAAUAUUCGUGUUGACAUUUCCUUUUCGUGCGUAAAUGUAGUUGUUCAGCAAUAUCCACAGAAGCAGCUGAAGAGGCAGAGGAAGGUGAUGUUCGACGGUUUCUGCGCUUGUUCUUCACGCUUCACCUGGAAACGCGCAUAAUGAAGAAAAGCGAAAGUAAAAGUGUUUCUUUAUAACUCCUUGUAUGAAAGACAGCGGGCGAAACACUAAUAAUCACGAUCGAGUUAUGAUUGUAUUAUAGCUCUGUCUAAUUUGUAGUCAUUAUGGACAUUAAAUGUAUUUAUAUUUCAGUACUCCUGAUGUUCGCUGACGGGUUCACCGUGCGCGGUGCGUCUGGUCCUCUGGCUGCUCCUCUGGGAUCUUCAGUGGUUUUGUCCUGUUCUCUUGAUGAACUCUUACUAAUAGAAGGUCGGAGGGCGGAAUGGAGAAAAACACACCUCACACCUGAACAAGUUUCAUGGAAGAAAACAGAUGAAGAUGAAGAUAUUCUGGUUCUGCUCUACCAAAACAAUCAGGCUUUGCCAGAUUUAUCAGAUGAGCAGUACAGAGACAGAGUUGAGUUCUUCACUGCUGAAAUCCCCAAAGGAAACUUCUCUCUCAGACUGAAGAGCGUCAGAACUGAGGACAAAGGAGUUUACACGUGUCAAGUGUUUGCUGGAGAACUUUCAGCCAAUGCAACUGUGGUACUGAAGACACUGGGUUUCUCUUCUUUGCACAUAAUGGUGUUGGUUUUCUGUUUUGCUGCUGGAUCUGGAGCUGUUCUUCUGCUCUGCUGUCUGAUCUACUGCAGAUCAACAAACACAGUCUCCAGCAGCACAAUCUGGAGUCUUCAGCUUUCUCUGGUCUUUUGUCCAAAUGUCUUUAUGUCCUUCGCCUUCAUCUUCUGGGCUCUUACUGAAGGAUUUCUGUAUGAGACCAUUACCUGCUGUACUCUUUAUAUUCUGAGACCUGUUAUGUUGAUUUGGGCUUUGCCCUGUUUAAACUAUCUUCUAGCACAUCUCUGUAAUGAAAUCAUGUACAUGUUUGGAGCAGUUGGUCUUGUUUUGUUGAGCUCUGUUACACUGACUGCAGUACUGAUCCUGAAAGCACGAAACGGUGAGCGAGUUUUGAAGGAUCUUAGAUUCAUUGUCUUCCCUGCCGAAGGUGUUUUUGCCUUGUAUUGGCUCAUAUUACAAAUGCAUGCUUACUGGAAGAUUGUUACAACUGAAAACCUCGACGCACAAAGGUGCUCUCAUCAAAAAGAUCAACUCAAGAACUCACCAGAGACUGAGAUGGAGAAUCUGUCCGCAGUUUGUCUGAUGUAAAACACAAAACAAAUAAGACUGAAAGCUAAUUUGUGAAGCAGGGGGUUUGGUGACAUUCUGUAUAACUUGCUUUUUUGUGGCUGUAUUUAAGUUUUGUAUCUUAAGUUGAUGUACAGCUCUCAUGUAAAUGUGGCAUGUUAUGAAAAAAAUUGAAUAUUUAAUAGUUAUAUAUAAGGGAGCUGAACACGUGUUUUGUAAAUGUUUAUAUGACUUUUACAUCAGUAGCAGUAGUACAACACUCUCUUAGUACAAUAUUCUACUUUUAGUGCAAUAUUUUACAGAUUCACUCCUAUUAAUAUUAUCCACAAAACUGUGAAUAUGUUAAUAAUCUAUAAAUAUGUCUAUUCUAUUA
This is a messenger RNA of Ctenopharyngodon idella (grass carp), 2117 nucleotides long. RefSeq lists its product as uncharacterized. Gene Ontology annotation, biological process: cell surface receptor signaling pathway; immune response; positive regulation of T cell proliferation. The transcript is spliced from 10 exons. The coding region runs from base 725 to 1765 and encodes 346 amino acids. Gene Ontology annotation, cellular component: external side of plasma membrane. Lineage: Eukaryota; Metazoa; Chordata; Actinopteri; Cypriniformes; Xenocyprididae. The record is from RefSeq and is a predicted model, not a curated record.